CUCCCACGCAUUUGAGAAAGCGCCAGAUAGAGCCGAAGCCUCUCCAGUGUCCGGUCCGCCGUUUGAGAUCAAGGCGACGGCCGCGGCGGUGGCGGCAAUAGGAGACAUCAUCAAAGGAAGGAUCAUAUGGAUGAAGUACUUCAUUUCUCUUUCUCAUAUUGGUGGGGAUGGAUCCAGGAGCUAUGAUGAACGAAGGUUCAUUUGUGAACGGGGCGCCUAAUACGACGCCGUAUAAUCUGGCGGAUAUCUGGCAAUCACCGAUGAACAUUGGUGCGGGUCUCGGAGAUUCCGGGGUCGGGUUGGGGUUGAGGAGGCCACAGUUUGGGCACAAUUUGGGGCUGCCACCGUUUAGUGAUUUUUCGGGUCAUACGAAUCGAGAUGUGCCCCGUAAUGAUCAAACCAGCUCGGAGCAGAGAGGUAAUAAUAAUGAUGAUCAUGGAGUCAAUAACAAUAAGAAGCGUCGUGAUUUCGAGGAUGAGUCCACCAAGGCCGUCUCCACCAGUACUGACAGUGAUGGCAUGGAUGAUGGUGGUGAAGGAAAACGGCUUAAAGCUUCAGGGAAUAAGAAUGAGAGUCGAGACACCAAAGCUGAAGCACAACCCAGUUCAGGAAAGCCUGCGGAGCAAAAUAAUCAGCCACCUCCUUUUGAGCCUCCUAAGCAAGAUUACAUUCAUGUUCGAGCAAGAAGAGGCCAAGCUACUGAUAGCCACAGUCUAGCAGAAAGAGCUAGAAGGGAGAAGAUAAGCGAGCGGAUGAAAAUUCUUCAGGAUUUGGUCCCUGGCUGUAAUAAGGUUAUUGGGAAAGCACUGGUCCUUGAUGAGAUUAUAAAUUAUAUCCAAUCAUUACAACGCCAAGUUGAGUUCCUAUCUAUGAAACUUGAAGCUGUAAAUUCAAGACUGAACUCUGGCAUCGAUGUCUUUCCUCCUAAAGAUUUUGGUCAACAAUCAUUUGAAGCGGCUGGCAUGGCAUUUGGCUCACAAGCUACAAGAGAGUAUAGCCGGGGCUUAUCACCGGAGUGGUUACAUAUGCAGGUAGGUGGUGGUUUUGAAAGAACGUCUUAGUCCAUGAGAAGUCCUUUGUGCAACACCUAGUAAUAAAAUGCAUAAAGGGGUGUGUAUCUAUAUCCUUCUUCAAUAGCUGCCAAGAAAACAUAUACCCAAGAUAUUACGUCGAAUGAUUAGACACCUUCAUUUCCAUUUUCUACACCAAGCAUGUGGAAGCUAUUAUUGUUUUGCAACUGGACUGCUUUAAGUUACUAUCUGUGCAUCCCAAGUUGUUCGUCCUGUGUUGGAAAAUGAAUUCAUUUGCUCAAAUAUGAAGCAUAGUAGUGGAAUAUAUAAGUAUAGAUUUUCCGUUGCUACUACUCAACAAAUCCCUUGAAAUGAGUAUUAUUCUUGUAAACGAAUUAUGCUGCAUGUUUACUCUGAAUACAUAAUGCUUAUAUGUUGUGUAAUGGUCUCAACAUUAAUGUUUGUUUGUGAAGCGAUGUUGAAUAAUUU
Molecule: messenger RNA, 1499 nt
Organism: Neltuma alba
Lineage: Eukaryota; Viridiplantae; Streptophyta; Magnoliopsida; Fabales; Fabaceae
Product: transcription factor BHLH089
Exons: 7
Coding region: 168-1061 (297 amino acids)
Biological process (GO): regulation of DNA-templated transcription
Cellular component (GO): nucleus
Molecular function (GO): DNA-binding transcription factor activity; protein dimerization activity
Source: RefSeq, a predicted model, not a curated record